Cylas formicarius (sweet potato weevil) is the source of this 2645-nucleotide messenger RNA. RefSeq names its product modifier of mdg4-like. Gene Ontology annotation, biological process: regulation of transcription by RNA polymerase II. NCBI's taxonomy places the organism in Eukaryota, Metazoa, Arthropoda, Insecta, Coleoptera, Brentidae. The transcript has 5 exons. The record is from RefSeq and is a predicted model, not a curated record. Gene Ontology annotation, molecular function: protein binding. The coding region runs from base 182 to 1447 and encodes 421 amino acids. Gene Ontology annotation, cellular component: nucleus.
UGCGAACAUUUUAGUCCGUUUGGCGUCAUUUUAAGCGGGUGUGGAUGAAUUCCGUUUCUUGGUGGAUUUUGCUGCCAAUUUUGGCCACCAAACGUUGAAAACGGUUUCGUUGUCAUUCUUUAAAGGUGUAAUGUAAUAAAACCCAACAGUAGAAGUGGAAGUUUCGAUACGAGAACCGGCCAUGGCGUCGGAGCAGUUUUCGUUAUGUUGGGACAAUUUUCACAAGAAUAUGAGUUCCGGCAUGAACUCACUGCUUGAAAACGAGGAUCUCGUGGACGUGACGCUUGCCGUGGAAGGCAAAUGCCUCAAGGCUCACAAAAUGGUGCUGUCGGUGUGCAGUCCUUAUUUUAAAGAACUUUUUAAAUCGAACCCGUGUCAGCAUCCUAUAGUAUUUAUGAAAGACGUUAGUUAUGUAGCAAUUAGUGAUUUACUUCAGUUUAUGUACCAAGGGGAAGUACAAGUUAGUCAGGAGAAUUUAACUACUUUUAUUAAGACUGCUGAGGCCUUGCAAAUCAAAGGAUUGACGGGUGAUGGAAAUGGUUCUGUGGAUAAUGAUGAGUCGGUCCACGAAAAAUCUACUCCUGCACCGGAAGAUACCUACAAACCUGUCCCUAGACCUAAGAAACAACCACCAACACCUGUGGUAUCUUCCACGCCUGCUCCAAAAAGACAAAGGCUAAGUGAUUCUCAGCCCACCCCAUCUGCAGUGGUUACCAAAACUGAACCAGUAAACUCUAGUAGUGCCGAGACUCCACCUGUUCAGUUUAAAGUUGAACCUUAUGACCAGAAUCAAACCUUAACGAUACCAGAUGACGAUGGGGAUAAUUUUGGUGAUGAUACUCUGGAUGACAAUACAGCUGACGACACGGAGGACUAUAGUAUGAUGGAAGGUGAAGAACCCCAGGCUGGAACUAGUACAGAUGGCGCAGGUGAAGGACAAGGUGUCAUAUAUUUUACCGCUGGAAGAAAGUAUCCACUGAUGAUUUUAGAAGAUUACGAAUACAAGUUGAAAACCAGGAAUGCGAACAAGAGUUUGUGGAGAUGCACCCAGGAAGCCAAAUACAGGUGCAAAGCGAAGGCGAUGACGUUUGGCAAAACCGUCAGAAUCAAAUCGUCUGUCGGUCAUACCCACUCCGCAACUUUCACUGGAAAUCGCGACAACUUAAUGUCACAACAGGUCACCAUCGAAUAUUGUACCGUGUUUUUUUUACCAGGGAAAAAGCAUCCAAGAAUGGUCUUAGAUGGAUACGAAUUUAAUAUUGCCAAGAAAUUGGUCGCCAGCUCCAUCUGGCGGUGCGUUCGGGAAAGUAAGAGAUGCAAGUCGCGAUUGAAAUCAUUUGGCAAGACCGUACAAGUGAAAGCCAGUCACAACCAUCCGCCGACGUUCAUUGGAUCCUACUCCAACUUGAAAUCUCAAAUUGUUGCAUUGGAAUAUACGGAUUCCUAAAUUAUUGCACUCCGCGUUUUAGUUCUAUUUUAAUCUUGAGCCAAUAAAGAACAACUUUAUUACGAAUUCCACUUUUAAAUUCAAUUAUAGGACGGAACAAAUAGAUAGAGUAGUAAAAUAAAAUUUAAUCACGUAUUGAAAUAUUUUAACUAACGUUUCUUUUGUUAAAAUAAAACUUGUUACUAGUCCUAAUUGAACAAUCACCUAAAUAAGUAUCCAAACAUCUAAAUAAGUAUAAAAAAAAUUAUUUCUUAAUAUUUAACAUAUAAAUUACAGUACAUAAAAAUUUAGUUAGCUUUGGUUAGUAUAAGUAAACAUUAAAGUUUUAAAUUGAUUUAUAGACGGGUGAAGCACUCAAUUUUAACAAAAAUAAAAACUAUUAGAAAUAUAGCAGAACAGGCAUAUUUAAAAUUAUUAAUUUCACUUUUUUUCUUUUAUUUGAAUCACGGUGAGCAAAUUGUAACGCAAUUUGCCGGUAGAAUUUGGACAGGAAUUUGAAAAAGUUAAUAUUUAAACAAAACUUCUAUUUUUUGUAAAAUAAUAUUGCCUUGCUAUUUUACAAAAAAAAAUUAACACGUUCUCUAAUUAUAUCACACCAUCUACAAAAUUUGUUAAUUUUUUUGUUGGAAGAAGUUCCACCCUAAAGUGAAAAACUAUAUCUGGCAGAAAUUGGAAUAGUUAAUGGAACCUUCGUUUCCUUACUUCUCAAAUAACUCCCAAUGAUUUGGCACAUCGAUUUUAAAGUUUUUUGAUCUUAUGCAACAUUCAUGAAAAUUUUUGUUUUACACUAAUGUGCCACCAUGUAGGUACAUAUAUAUAGAUUCACUAGAUAUCAAGGGCCACAGACGUUUUUAAAAAGCAUAAACUGCUUAUACGAUGGUAGAAAUAUGCCUUCCAAAAAAUUUUAAGAAUACCAUGUGAACUGAAAGUCGUACAAGUUUAAGAAAUUCUCUUAAACAACUCGAUUAAAGAUGAAGAAAAACAAUCACACAUUAAUACUGUUUAAACGGAACAUUUGCCAUGGAGCCUAACAAAUCACAAAUUCAUUUUUUUAUAUAACUACGAAAUUUUGAACCCUGUUUUUUAGGGACGAUCCAUUUUAAGUAAGAUCGAAAGGAUCGAUAAUAAGAUUUCCCAUUAGAAACUACUAAUUUUAUGCUGUGGAAUAUCAAUAAAUUCUAUCUAAUUUUAGGCCAUU